Mycena citricolor is the source of this 546-nucleotide messenger RNA. NCBI's taxonomy places the organism in Eukaryota, Fungi, Basidiomycota, Agaricomycetes, Agaricales, Mycenaceae. The record is from the annotation of a GenBank genome assembly.
AUCCCCUUAUCUGACGCUUUGGACUCUCCCUUGUCAGGACUCUGAGAUCGGGCCUCGAGGUUGCCCUUACAGCCACUUGACCAAGUCAGCAUCGCUCUGUAGAUUCCUCCUCAGCCUCUCCUUCACUCUCCCCUUCUCCAGGUUGUUGGGAUAGUGAGUCUUGGGUGGCACAUUUUUGCGACGGUUCAUCGCAAUCGCUGUCCGAAUGAUCUGGUUUCUUGCGCUGGGUUAGAUGAGCAUCAGAAAUGGGUUGAUUUGGUGGGCAUUACCUUAGCAGCAUGAGAUCCGAGGUUGCUGAUGUUGCGUUUCUUCAAUCUGGGCAUGGCUCAAUGAGUUUUAAUUUUUGCAAUGAAGAUUAGCGCGCGCUUAGCAGCACACGUGACAUGCACGUGAUCGUUAUCAGGGUUAGGGUUUCCCUUUUGGGAGGCGCGAAAAUUUGAUUUGCUUUUUCGCAAACGUGCUGAGCUGCACAAAAAAUCACUUCUAAACAUUUUCACAAUGUAUACCCUUAAACUUUUUUCUGAAGAGAAAUGGAUUAAAUCCAAG